AUGUCGCAAGGUAAAACGUGUCAUUUUAAGCUAGUAUUGCUAGGUGAUACAGCUGUGGGGAAAUCGUGUCUGGUUGUACGGUUUGUACGCGACGAGUUCUUUGAGUUUCAGGAGCCAACGAUUGGGGCUGCUUUCCUGACACAGACAGUUGGUCUUGAGGAUGGAUUGACUGUCAAGUUUGAGAUUUGGGAUACUGCAGGACAAGAGCGAUACCGGAGCUUAGCUCCCAUGUAUUACCGUGGUGCUGCAGCUGCUAUAGUCGUGUACGACGUGACCAACAAGGACUCGUUCACUGGUGCCAAGUCUUGGGUGAAGGAGCUGCAACGCCGCGGAGAUCCCAACGUGGUGAUUGCUCUUGCCGGCAACAAGGCAGAUCUUGAAGCUCGCCGCAAUGUGGAGUUUGAAGAGGCUCACCAGUACGCUGAAGACAAUGAUAUUCUUCACAUGGAGACGUCUGCAAAGACCGCCGUGAACGUGAAGGAUCUUUUUGUGGCGAUUGCAAAGAGACUGCCGAAGAAUCCACCUCAGCCUGAGCGCGAGGCUUUUCCCAUCACUCCACCUCAGGCUGCCAAGUCGAAGAGCGGAUGCUGCUAG
Molecule: messenger RNA, 594 nt
Organism: Peronospora belbahrii
Lineage: Eukaryota; Oomycota; Peronosporomycetes; Peronosporales; Peronosporaceae
Source: the annotation of a GenBank genome assembly